Messenger RNA from Spinacia oleracea (spinach), 1774 nucleotides. Its product is annotated as UDP-glycosyltransferase 89A2. Gene Ontology annotation, molecular function: UDP-glucosyltransferase activity. The record is from RefSeq and is a predicted model, not a curated record. The transcript has a single exon. Bases 169 to 1572 code for a protein of 467 amino acids. NCBI's taxonomy places the organism in Eukaryota, Viridiplantae, Streptophyta, Magnoliopsida, Caryophyllales, Amaranthaceae.
ACAGACAAGGCACAGAUUAGGGGACAAGAAAUGAAUUCACAUUAUCAGUUAACACAAAAACAGUUUCACUAAAAAACAGGAAAAUGUGGAUGGUACAACAAUUUCAAUAAUUACAAAAAAGGGGGGAAUCAAAGACCUUUUUCAUCAAACCUGUACUCAAUUAAAAAAAUGGCCACCACUGCUACUGAAGAUGCCACCGCUGCGGCUGCCACCACCACCCAUAUUUUAGUAUUUCCAUACCCUGCUCAAGGCCACAUGCCUGCCCUCCUGGAUCUAACCCAUCAAUUAGCUCUAAGAGGCCUUAAAAUUACAAUCCUAAUCACCCCCAAAAAUCUCCCUGCCUUAACCACACUCCUCUCAACCCACUCAACUUCCAUUGAUACUUUAGUCUUACCCUUCCCUCCCCACCCUAAACUUCCUCCAGGGGUUGAGAAUAUAAAGGAUAUUGGAAAUUCCGGUAAUGCUCCUGUCACGGCUUCCCUUAGCAAGCUCGAAGGGGAAGUUAUCCAGUGGUUCCAGGCUCACCCUUCCCCCCCUCAAGCUAUCCUCUCUGAUUUCUUCCUUGGGUGUACUCAACAAUGGGCAACACACCUCAACAUUCCUAGAAUUGCUUUCUUCUCAGUUGCUGCAUUAUUGACUUCUAUUCUUACCCAUCUAUGGCAGCAUUUGGACAAACUUCAUUCUUCAGAUAUUAUUGAAUUUCCAGGUCUUCCCUUAUCCCCUUCCUUUCCUCAACACCAUCUUCCUUCUAUAUUUAGAAAUUUCAGGGAUGGUGAUCCUGACUGGGAGAUUGUCAAGGAAGGUAUGCUUGCAAAUUCCAAGAGCUGGGGAUAUGUUUACAAUUCUUUCUACGCCUUGGAAGGAGAGUAUUUGGAUAACAUACAAAAGGAAUUGGGUCAUCACCGUGUAUACAACGUUGGCCCCUUAAGCUUAAUAGGCUUAUCCAAGAGUUCAGAUACCAAAUAUGAGGUGCUCAACUGGCUUGAUACAUGCCCUGAUGGUAGUGUGCUGUAUGUCUGUUUUGGAAGUCAAAAGCUGCUGACAGAACCUCAAAUUAGGGCUCUGGCUUUAGGUUUGGAGCGAAGCAAGACCCGAUUCAUAUGGGUGGUGAAGUCAGUGUCCAGUCAACAGGUCCCAGAUGGAUUUGACGAACGGGUCUCUGAUCGUGGUAUGGUGCUAAGAGGUUGGGCCCCACAAGUGGAGAUACUGCACCACAAAGCAGUAGGUGGGUUCGUGAGUCAUUGUGGGUGGAACUCGUUGUUGGAGAGUGUAACGGCUGGGGUGAUGCUGUUGGCUUGGCCAAUGGAGGCUGAUCAGUUUAUCAAUGCCAAGCUUUUAGUAGAGUAUACAGGGUUGGCAGUGAAACUUUGUCAAGGAGAACACACGGUGCCUGACUCGGAUGCAUUGGCUCGAAUCAUCUACGAGUCACUUGGUCAAGAUAUACCUCAGAAGGCGAGGGCAAAAGCAAUGAGUAACAAGGCAUUAGAGGCAGUGAAAGCUGGCGGAAGUUCAGCAGCUGCCCUUGAUGAGCUGGUGAAAGAAUUGACCCAGCUUGGAGUACCAAAAACUUGAAAAAGAAGCAGAUGUUCUGUACGAAUAAUUUGUCAAAAAAAUCAAGUAUUAGAAGAGUAUUGUUAGUACUUAAUAUAAGACGAAAUAAGCUUAAAUAUAAACAACUGCCUCUGGUGAGUUGCAGGGUUGAUGUAAGCACUCGAGAUUAUCUGUGACAUUAUUUUAAGGAAUAAAUUAGAAGACACAUCUGUUGAUCUGCAAA